Molecule: messenger RNA, 2241 nt
Organism: Histoplasma capsulatum G186AR
Lineage: Eukaryota; Fungi; Ascomycota; Eurotiomycetes; Onygenales; Ajellomycetaceae
Product: LYR family protein
Exons: 7
Coding region: 1-2241 (746 amino acids)
Biological process (GO): iron-sulfur cluster assembly
Cellular component (GO): mitochondrion; L-cysteine desulfurase complex
Source: RefSeq, a predicted model, not a curated record
AUGUCUGUUGUCACUCAGUCGAAUUCAGCCUUUCAGGCUCGUUCGUUGUUCCGGUCACUCCUCCGUCAAUCACGCCAUUUUGCUGCAUACAAUUUUCGGGAAUAUGCGCGGAGAAGAACGAUAGAUGCGUUUCGGGAACACCAACAUGUGACUGGGGAACGGGAAAUACAGGAAUUGAUGCAAAAAGGAUUGCAGGAUUUGCGCAUGAUGAAGGUUGGCUCCUCCGCCGCUGCACAUGCUGUUCUGGACUUUGCUGUUGCCCUCGAAAUUACAAGAAAGAAAUACAAAUUAGUUGUCGAGGGAGAAGCUACGGGCAAAGAAUCCGGGAAUGCGGGCAGCAUUGUGCGACAGAAAGAUACAGGUAACUCUCCAGUUGGGAUUGAGCGUCUGGUCGGGCUUCGGAUUCGAUGGGACUCCUCCACCUCAGGGCGAUUUUCGGCCUUUUGGCGGCUAUUCUCAGCUCUGAUAUUUGUGAUACCUGCAUUCCGAUCCUCUCGUCGGUCGCAAGCACUUGCGGAAACCGUCCCCAAUAGGACGAGAACGGGACAGGUCGAUCACGAUGUCUUCGAAGGCUUCCCCGUCCGGCGUUGGGUUCGGCAACCAGUCGUGAUUUACCAAACCCCGAAAACUGAACAACCAGAUACGAGAUUAGGAGGACCACAGGCGUUGCCCGAAUUACCGAUGCCCAGAGACAGUCACCUAUUAACACCAAUGAGUCGGGCAUUAUUACGCGCUGCCAGAGCCGGAUGCAAGUAUAUUCGACCAGCGCCUCCUGAGGUUGAGGGUGACGAAAAGGAGACCAAAGACUCCGAUGAGCCUACUGCGGCGCCUCCCUUUGAACGUACAUUUACUGCCGGAAAAUGGACAUUGGCACCGCGACAUAUGGAGCCACCUGAAGCAGAGUUUCUCGCGAAAAGGAGACCAGGAUUGUCAUCACUGUAUGGGUCAACUGCAUUAAAUGGUACGGCUGAAGUACAGCCAGAACCUAAGCCGCCAAUGAAGAAAACCAAGUUCAAGAAGAUUGAUCCUAUAACGGGAAAAACCUCGAUAUACGAAGCCUGGGUGCCUGAAGGUCAUAAAGUCGAAGGGGAAAUUAUAGAAAAUGCUGAUGUCGUCCCUGGAAAUAGCGAUGUGGCUGUUGUUGCAGCACUGCCUGUUCCAGGAACUGCUGCUGAAGGAAUUGGAGUGGGAGAUCCAAGGGGCCUUGUCGCAGAGCCAGAUUCUAGCAUGGUCGCGCCAAUGGAAAAGCAAGAUCCUCCAUCAAAAAGAAAGGCAUCUGGUAUUGAAAAAGGUAGCCGGAAGAAAGUGAUGUUUGCAUCUGGCGAGGGGGAAACUGCAGAUACUGCUCUCGGCGAUACUGACGCUUCUCAAGCCCCUGGGGAUGUGAUGAUGUCGGGUACAACACAGGAUGGCAGCUCGACUGCUUCACAAAUAUUACACGAAGAAGACGAGGAAGGGGAUGAGGAAACGGAGGACGAAGAGAGUGAUGAGGGACGAGAAUCUAGCCCAGAAUCGAAAUCCCCGGAAACUAUUAUUAAACUUGAACAAGAGGGCCAAGGUGAUGUCUCAACAGUUCCUGAGAAAGAAGAACCCAUACUGGAUAUGCGCGAUCACGCUUUAUCCCCAGAACAGGAACAACACAAGGAUACUUCAAUUCCAGCAAGAGAUAUGCCUAGUUCACCAGAUCUCCCACUUGCGACGGCUCCCUCCACAAGUCAUAUAUCAGAGCCGCCGCGAGAGGGGCUAUCUCCAAAACCCGAACAACAACCCCCACCACCCGUCCCCACUAAAAACCCUUCUCUAACCCCAGUCCCACCAUCUGCCGGAACCUCUUUGUCUGAUGCAAACAAGGACGCCUCCUUUAAUGACCAAGCGUCCAAACCAUCCGAACCCGCGGGUGAUGACGCAGAAUCACUAGCAAACAACCAAAACGGCGCUUCAAACCCCCAAGAAUAUCACUAUAUCCCCUCCAAUGGGGUUAAGCCCGAAAUCGCUCAACACUCUCCACCGCAAGAAAAUCCCCACCCGGCCUUAGCCUCAACGUCGACACGUCCUGAACCACACAGCGUGCCCAUCCUUUUCGAAGACGGUGAAAUUGAUCUGCUUAGCAGCCUAGAAGCCAGUUUAGACAACCCGGGCAAUGAUACUGCUGCGGAUGUUUCAAGGCCCGACGAUGCACGCGAAAACAAUGAGUUCGGAGAAUCCGCCGUUGAGAGGAAGGAUGUCGAAAUGGCUGGAUAA